AUGAAUAAAACUAACAAAUUUAUUAACAAAGUAACUUUUAGUUCCGAAGAGGAAGAACUUUUCCGUCGUUUAGAAGAAGAUGACUCACUCGGCACUUGCGUAGUUAAUCCCCAUGCUACUCCCUUAGAAAAAGCAAAAUACAACAUUUGCCAAACCAUCGUUCGCUAUCAAAUGAGAAAUGAUCUUUCCGAAAAAGAGGUAGCAGAAAGACUAGAGUUAGAUGAGCAAACUACUAGCAAAAUUUUAAGGUGUCGUAUUAAAGAUUUUGAUUUAAAUGAACUAACCAUUUGUCUAGGAAAGAUAUACUCUUCAGGAUUGAUGAAUAAUAAAGGAGAAUUUGCUUCCAUUCCUCCUUUUAUUGAGUUAGCGGGAGGAGAAAAAGUGGUGCUGAGUGAAAAAACCAUCAAAGAAAUUGAAAAAUUAAAAAUUUUAUCUAAGUUGAAGAGAAACAUUAGCGAAGUGGUUGAGGGAGCUAGAGAAAUUGUAAAUUGUUUAGAAAAUUUAGAGAAAAUGUGUAAUCCCAUGGAAGAAAGUUCAGAUGUUGGAUUACUAGAUUCUUCUUUCAUACCUUUCACCUACAUUUUUGUUCCUAAGGGGGAAGAAAGUUUGGCAAGAAAAUUAAUAUUUGAUUCCUUAGGAGACUUAACUGCCGAACAAUUAAAGAAAAUACAUUUUUUGAAAAGAGAAAAAACAGAGAAAGAACGUUCUUUUGGUUUUAAGGUAGAAAAAAAUAUUACUUCUCCAAACUUUUUCUUCACUGACCCUUCUUAUCAGGAAGUUACAAUGCCAAUACUUGCAGGAUAA
Molecule: messenger RNA, 804 nt
Organism: Funneliformis geosporum
Lineage: Eukaryota; Fungi; Glomeromycota; Glomeromycetes; Glomerales; Glomeraceae
Source: the annotation of a GenBank genome assembly